AUGGAACAGCAAUGGCGAACAGCCUUUGCUCUCGUCUUAUAUUUCACGAUCCACCCGGCGAUCUUCAACGUUUUCACGAUUGCCCAGGAGACGGCAGCUCCGGUGACCGACGACGCCGCCGCCCUUCUCUCGCUUAAGGAUUCCUUCACUGAAGGCGGCGACGCUCUUUCCUCCUGGUCGUCUUCUCCCGCCACCUCUCCCUGCGGUUGGUUCGGCGUGAUUUGCGUCAGCGGCGUCCUCACCGGCCUCCGCCUUGCCAAACUCGGUCUCUCCGGCACCGUCAAUGUCACUGCCCUCUCUCAUGUUAAGGGCCUCCGAUCCAUUAGCCUCAACGACAAUAAAUUUUCCGGGCCACUUCCGCCGGAACUCUCUACCCUCGGGAGCAUCAGAUCCUUAUUCCUCUCCCACAAUGCCUUCUCCGGUGAGAUCCCCGACGGGCUCUUCGCCUCCAUGCGCCACCUCAACAAGCUCUGGCUAGACGACAACCAAUUCACCGGGCGCAUCCCCUCCUCCAUCUCGAAUGCGCACUCCAAGCUCAUCGAGCUCCGGCUGGAGGAUAACGCCUUCGACGGAACCAUCCCUACUUUCGACCACAUCUCCAGCACUCUCAAGGCUUUCAAUGCAUCCAACAACCAGCUCAGCGGUCUCAUUCCCGCCUCCUUAGCUCGCUUUGGCGCCUCCUCCUUCGCGGGGAAUCCGGGUCUCUGUGGACCUCCUCUCGACUCCAGCUCAUGCGGAACGGCGCCAUCGCCGGCAAAAUCCUCGGAGGGGCCGCCAAUGGAGCAGGCCAGAUCUCAAACCCACAUCAACGUCGUGGUCGGGGUGGUAGCUGCAGUGCUCGUCCUCCUCGUCCUGGUGGCGUCACUCUUCUGUCGCAGACGGCAUGAUCAUCAGGAAAAUCUCGAUGCGUCCGCAGAGGCCAUGGAGUCGGGAACAGCCUCUGUAGCCGCGGCUGCCGCGACACAGAAGGAGGAGAAGGAUUCCGAGGCGACGUCGGGCCGCAAGCCUGUCGGAGCGAGCCGCGGGGCGACGGGGAUGGCGGGUCUGGUCAUGAUUAACGAGGAAAAGGGCGCGUUCCGACUCGCUGACUUGAUGAAGGCCACCGCUGAGGUCCUGGGGAACGGCGGCCUUGGUUCUGCCUACAAGGCCGCCAUGGCUAACGGCUUAACCGUCGUCGUCAAGCGACUGUGCGACAUGAACCGGAUCGGCAAGGAGACCUUCGACGGUGAGAUGCGGCGGCUGGGGAGCCUUCGCCAUCCCAAUGUCCUCACUCCGCUAGCCUACUAUUAUCGGAAGGAGGAGAAGCUCCUUGUCUCCGAGUACGUGCCCAAGGGUAGCCUGCGCAACGUGCUCCAUGGUGAUCGUGGCGCAGAGCACCCGGCGUUAGAUUGGCCAACGAGGCUCAAGAUCGCGUUAGGGAUCGCGCGCGGCAUGGCGUACCUCCACGCCGAACUGGCUGCCGUGGACGCGCCGCACGGCAACCUCAAGUCCUCCAACAUCCUCCUCGCCGACAAUUUCGAGCCACUCAUCGCCGACCACGGCCUCGUUCCGCUGGUCGGAGUGGCGCAGGCCUCGCAGGUUAUGUUCGCGUACCGGACGCCGGAAGGCACGCAGCACCGCCUCGUGUCGCCUAAGUCGGACGUCUUCUGUCUCGGCGUCGUCAUCCUCGAGCUCGUCACCGGCAAGUUCCCGUCGCAAUACGCGAACGACAACAAGGGCGGAACAGACGUCGUGCAACAGGCGACGUCGGCUAUCGUUGAGAGGCGAGAGGCGGGCGAAUUGGCCGGGGACAUCGCCGCACCAGACACGGUCCAAGGCAUGGUGCGGCUCCUCAGGGUGGCCGCCGCCUGUGUGGAUGCGAACCCAGAGGAAAGGCCGGAGAUGUCGGAGGUGGCGGAACUCGUCCAAGAGAUCGCGAGCGGGUAG
This is a messenger RNA of Zingiber officinale, 1926 nucleotides long. Its product is annotated as pollen receptor-like kinase 3. NCBI's taxonomy places the organism in Eukaryota, Viridiplantae, Streptophyta, Magnoliopsida, Zingiberales, Zingiberaceae. The transcript has 2 exons. The record is from RefSeq and is a predicted model, not a curated record. The coding region runs from base 1 to 1926 and encodes 641 amino acids. Gene Ontology annotation, molecular function: ATP binding; protein kinase activity; protein binding. Gene Ontology annotation, biological process: protein phosphorylation.